UUCCUCCCAGGCGGGCCGGCGCGAUCCCGGGGAGGGCGGAGAGGGCGGCCGCGGGCAGACGCUGCGCUGCGCUCCGCCGGCCGGCACCAUGCGGCCCCUGCUCUGCGCGCUGGCCGGGCUCGCCCUGCUCCGCGCCGCGGGCGCUUUCGCCGCUGCCGAACCCUUCAUCCCCUCCCACGGAGACCCAGCUCGGGCCACAGGGUGUGACAAGCACAUGGCCAUCCACAGCCGGUUAGACGUCCUGGAGGAGACAGUGGAGAAGACGGUGGAGGACCUGGAGGCAGAAGUAAAAGGCCUGCUGGGUCAGCUGGAGGAGCUGGCCUGGAACUUGCCCCCAGGGCCCUUCAGCCCGAUCCCUGACCUCCUAGGAGACGGAGAUGAUCGCUUUUGAGCACCAGCCGCUGGCAGUUGAUACAGCAACUCUCCUCUGUGAACAGAGCUUUGCGUUCUGGCCUGCCUUCCUCAGCUUUGUGCAAAAUAAAAACUACUCCUUUGGUCCCCUCUGUGUCUGCUGACAGUGACCCUUGCAGCCACACGCCCUUCUCCAUCUGCUGUCAUGCCCUGAGACUCACACCCCCUGCAGGCUCAGACUUCGGAGCCCCAGUGGGUCUGGGCUUCUGCCCGCCUUAUUUAUAGGGGCGGACAGGGCAGGAGUAGGUUCACAGAGGAGACGUACCUGAGGCCCAGAAUCGUAAGGCGACACAGUGGAAGGGCCCUUGACUAGCCUUGUUACUCAGUGUGUGGCCCUGAGUGAAGAGAAGGGGCUUCACCUGGGAGCUUACUGACAAUGCACAACUGGGGGCCCUACCUCCUAAAUCAGAAUCCACAUUUUAAUGAGAUCCCCAGGGGAUUUGUGUACACAUUAAAGUUUUAAAAAAUAUUUCUACAGAGUUAAAAUUCACCUGACAUAAAAGUCAAAAUGUUAACCAUUUAAAAUGGUGCAAAUUCAGUGGCUUUACAAUGUUGUGCAGUCAUCACCAUUUUCUAAAACCAGAUAUUUUCAUCACCCCAGAAAGAAACCCUGUACCUACUGAGCAGUCCCUUCCCAUUCCUGCUCCCAGCAUCUCUUAGAAACCACCAACAUUUCUGUCUCUGUGAACUUGCCUGUUCUUGCCGUUACAUAUAAAUGGAAUCAUACAUGA
Messenger RNA from Camelus dromedarius (Arabian camel), 1142 nucleotides. RefSeq names its product placenta associated 9 (gene PLAC9). The transcript is spliced from 4 exons. Lineage: Eukaryota; Metazoa; Chordata; Mammalia; Artiodactyla; Camelidae. The record is from RefSeq and is a predicted model, not a curated record. Bases 89 to 391 code for a protein of 100 amino acids.